Symsagittifera roscoffensis is the source of this 3071-nucleotide messenger RNA. RefSeq lists its product as uncharacterized. The record is from RefSeq and is a predicted model, not a curated record. Lineage: Eukaryota; Metazoa; Xenacoelomorpha; Acoela; Convolutidae. The transcript is spliced from 10 exons. The coding region runs from base 21 to 3071 and encodes 1016 amino acids.
AGUUUCAGUGAGUAUGAGCGAUGAAAAACAACCCACUUUCAGUUGAUGCUAAAACAGCAAAUAUCAUUCGCAAGCACUACAAUAAAGAAUGGAAACCUCCACCGCCGUCGUCAACCAGUUUUGGUCUCGAUGAAUUUGAACAUAAACGGCAUCUGAAUAAGCGCUUCUGGGAAGAAAACAAGCGAGUCUACCAGACAUACCACAAGGAAACUGAGUCUAGACCCUCUCAAAAACCAUCAAAUGUCAGCUUUGAUCCAGACUCAAUCCCUGCUAGAUCGAGACGCAGUCAGAACUACUUGGGCGAGCCUCGGGAUAACUUAGCCUCAGCUCCCUGUGCCAAUGUGGGCGGGUAUGCUGAGCCGGGGAAUAGAUUUCCCAAGUAUGAUUCCCGUCUGGGAAAGAAGUCCCUGUAUUACGGAUGGGCAUCUCUUAGGGAUAUGAUUGACAUGGAGGGACCGAUGAAACGACAGGAAACUACCGAAGAAGAUGAACUGCCUGGAGAUGAGAACGUAUCUCUACGAGUAGCUUUGAAUAAACCCCCUCCUUCUGGCGUCUACUGGGAGACUGGUUCCAAGAAGUAUGCCCUGCCCGAGCCGGAGUACAAGAAUAGCUCUGCCUGCAUCGUACCAAUGCCUACUAAACUUUACUCAGCUUCCGAGAAAGCUCUGGCAGAUGCACAGAUCUCAGGAAAGACCUUCCAGGAACUGUUUGGAGACCGUAAGAGGAAGAAAAAGAACCCGAUACUGGCCAUAAAAGCUAAACCGGCCAGACCAGCAAUAACUUUCGAAGUUCAGCCUCCCGGCGAGUUCAAUGUUGAUGACCACUUGCCGACCCCUCGUGAAAUGCCUGAGAUGGAAGAUCGCCUUAACAACAGUUUUGAAUCACAAGUGGGAAGUGCGAGGGGGGCUCCAGUUCCAUCGCCGCGGAUACAGACCGAGUCAGAACUUGCACCAAUUGUUGAUCAACAAACGCCUAAGAGUAGUCGUAAAUCGCAAAGGUCGUCAAAUCAUUUUAAUUUCAACCCGAACAGUAACUUGUUGAGUGUUUCACCGAGAAGUUCGGUGCAAAUUAAUGAUGAAAAUCAGUUGCCAAUGGCGAGAGUUUUAACUAAACCAGAGAUAGUGAAAACUGGACCUGAUUCAAGUGAACCAAAACCUGUAGAUCAUCAAUCUGACAGUGCAAUUAACACCGCUAGAGUCAAGUUGUUCUCUGAUCGGUCUCGCCUGUCGCCAUUGUUGGAAAUAAAGCAGUUAGAAACGGGUCGGAGUAUGGAAGAAAGCUUCAAUCUGGGAUCCAGUAGAUCCUUGGGAGAGCUAGGCGGCAAUGAUGUGCCCACAGUAGACGAUCUGUUGGGAGAUAUCAACUUGAGCAUCGAACAUACUUACAGAGAACUGUGUGACUCAGGAGUACUAGAUGAUGGCAAGUUAAAGAUGUUUAAACCGAAACAGCCCAAGCAGCGUAUCACAACGACCAAGUUCACCAAAGCCGAUGUUGGAAUUGUAGAUCCAGAAACAAGCGAGGGUGAACACGAAAAAACGGGUACAGAUAACGAAAACGAAGCACAAAAUGUUUCAUCGGAAACCAAUGUUAGUGCAGUGCCGGAAGGAUCUGAAAAUGCAGAAGAGAAGGCGAAAGCUCUUCAAGAGGAAACCGAAGUGUCUGGGAUUAAGAACGCAAACCAGUCAGAAAUAUCCCAGAAAGCUUUGCCUAUGGACAUUCAGGAGUUCCUCAUUAAACAGCUACCAGAAGGAGAUGUUCGCUGUUUCGCGCCUUCUAGAAGUCAGCUUCACAGCAAAACAAUGUACCAGAGCUUGCCUGCAAAGCCAUCCAAAACAAUGCGUGUGUAUCUAUGUUCUACGGGCGAUGAUAUGAAAUACGAAAAGGAAACGAUUUUGUACGGCUCAAUUCCAGAAGUGCAAGCUUACUGUAAAUCAAAAGGAUUAGAUCUCCAAGUUGUUGAUCUCUCAGAUUCCUACAUCGAUAAUUCCUACAUGUUUGAUCCAGAGCUGAUCAAUGUUAGAGUUUCAGAGUUGAAGCACUGCAUAGAUAAUUCCUUUGCAGUAUCGUCAAUUUUCCUAGUUGGAGAGAAGUACGGAUAUACGCCGUUGCCGAGAAUCAUUCUGAAGAAUGAUCUGGAAGUUUUGCUUCGGUUCAUGGAAAGCUACGAAGACAAGCAGUUGGUGUUCCUGGUCUAUGAACUGGACUACAAUUCGGAUCCAGUUACGUAUGUAUUUGAAGACGAAAAUGUGUUUACCGUUUUCAAGGAUUCUUUGCCGCAAGAACAAAGCAUGAAGAUGAACAAGUUUGAUCUGCAGAAAUUGGUGCACAAAACUCUCACUACUGCGUUUCAGUUAGCAGCGGAGAAGGCUUAUGCUGAGAAAGCGUUCACAACUGAGCAAAAAAUGAAAUAUUUCAUGUCGGUGUACGAGCGUGAAGUUAGAACAGCCUUGCCUCGUAGGAAGAAACUGCCCAACGAAUCACUCUUCUUCGUCAGACGAUUCAUGGAGAACAAUUCUCAAAACAUGGAAGUUCUCGAGACAUAUUUCGACAUUGCACCUGAUGGCUCGAUCGACAAGCGGCGCAGAGAUUUACUGGACACAUUGAUAUAUGACGUAAUCGAGCGGAACUUCCCGUCAAAAAAUGUGACCAAGUUCAACGUCAAAUGGAAUUCGAGAGUCGGAGUGGACCCUGAAUUCAUCCAAGAACAGGCUUACUACUUGCAGGACCUAAAUGGGAAGUUCAUUGAUAACAUUAAACGUGUCAUUGACGAGAAACUUGAAGCAGCUCCGAAACUCCAGUGCCCAGAACUGGAAGAGGAAAAAUUAACACAUCUUUACUACGCUAAACGACUCACAGAUUAUCACUGUUCAGCUGCGACACUAUUUCGGAAAAUAAUCACAUUCCUCGAAAUCCCAGAUCCGAAGAAUAUCUACAUGGCGCAAAAACAUGAACGAUUUCUAGUUUUGACAGUGGAAGAAUUUAAUUUUAAGAUUUCCAGCGGAAUAAAAACUUUACCUAUUCAUCUACUUUCUCUAGUUGGGUUCAUGUUAUCAAAAAAGCACCAAUCAUAA